UUACGCAAAAAAUAUACAUCUUCUCAAAAUAUUGUUCUCUCUUAGGCUAACGCUCCUUCAGCAAGACGUUCCAUUUUCGUCUUUCUUUUAAUCGGCGCCAUGUCUUUACUGUUCAUGUUCACAUACAGUUGCGACGGUGUGAUAGAACAAAGUGGCAACGUCGCUAUAGGAGCUUACUCAGCACUGUGGACGAUCAUGCCGAUGGACAAAUUUGGGAAAAUGCUUCGAAAAGAUCUGAUAAUGGUGAUCGAGCGAUCGAGACGCGUUUGUUGUCUGACCGCGAAUGGAUUUUUCCCCGUAUCUUUGGAAACCUAUACUACGAUUCUGAGUACCGCGGUAUCGUACUUCACAUUGUUACGAAAUAAUAUAGAAAAUGAUAAGGAUGACUAAUGACAAUCGACAACCGAUUAUCG
Molecule: messenger RNA, 413 nt
Organism: Apis laboriosa (Himalayan honeybee)
Lineage: Eukaryota; Metazoa; Arthropoda; Insecta; Hymenoptera; Apidae
Product: odorant receptor 4-like
Exons: 2
Coding region: 100-390 (96 amino acids)
Biological process (GO): sensory perception of smell; detection of chemical stimulus involved in sensory perception of smell
Cellular component (GO): plasma membrane
Molecular function (GO): odorant binding; olfactory receptor activity
Source: RefSeq, a predicted model, not a curated record